CUAGGACAGGAGGAUUUAUUCGCAACGCACAAUAUUAAUUCGAUUUAGUUCCGAAAGGAAGGCGAAGCAGCUUGCGAGAGAAGCAGACUUCAUUCCAACAUGGUAACCACGGAAUCGCUGGAGAUUGAGAGCUGUCACUUGGUGGAAUUGCUGGCGGAGGAGCAGGGACGCGUGCUCAUCCUCGACUGCCGCUCGUUCCUCCGUUUCAACGCGUCCCACAUCAGGGGCUCGCACAACGUGUACUGUAAUACCAUCGUCAAGCGCAGGUCGAAAGGAGCCAUCGCCCUGGACUGCAUCCUGCCCGAGGACAGCGUUCGCUCUGCCCUCAGCGGUGGCUUCUACCCUGCCGUGUUGGUGCUGGACGACAGGAGCCCGAGCGCCGCCACGCUGGGCCGGGACAGCACGGCCCGGCUCGUCCUCAACACCCUGAGCGCACAGCUCGACACCAGCGCCUUGAAGAUUUACUUCUUGAAGGGAGGCUACGAAACCUUCCACUCGCUCUUCUCGGAGAUGUGCACUGAACCCCUCAGUUCCUACCCGCAGCCCAGCUCAGUGCCCACCCUCAUCGCCAGAGGAACUCCGCUCUAUGACCAGGGUGGCCCAGUGGAGAUCCUGCCUUUCCUCUACCUGGGCAGUGCCUACCACUCAUCCCGUAAGGAGACGCUGCAGUCCCUGGGAAUCACCGCACUGCUGAAUGUAUCUUCCAACUGCCCCAACUGCUUCGAGGGAGUCUUCCAGUACAAGUGCAUCCCUGUGGAGGACAGCCACAUGACCGACAUCAGCGCCUGGUUUCAGGAAGCCAUUGAUUUCAUCGAUUCGGUGAAGAACAGUGGUGGCCGAGUCUUGGUGCACUGCCAGGCCGGUAUCUCCAGAUCCGCCACCAUCUGCUUGGCCUACCUGAUCCGGACGCAGCGGGUGCGGCUGGAAGAAGCCUUCGACUUUGUCAAGCAGCGAAGGGGCAUCAUUUCCCCGAACUUCAGCUUCAUGGGACAGUUGCUGCAGUUUGAAACCAAGGUGCUGUGUCACUAGAGAUCGGCUCUUUAUAGGAAAGAGGGAGCCAGACACCCACCAGCUCAACGGAACAAGUCUCCGGCCUUGCCAGCUUUAGCACCUCCCUGAGGAAUUUUGUGAUAUGAGGAAGUCUGAUAGGAUUUGGACGCUCUGAGCCCACUGUAUCGACGGACAAGAAGAUGGGGUCAGGGCAUGUCUCAAGCUGGCAGGAUUCCACGCAAGCAGCUUGGAUGCUCAAGAGCCUCUUCAACAAGCCAUGCAGAGACCGGCAGAUGUCGGCUUCAACCUCGAGCAGGAAAGGUAGCAUCACUCACUGCUCAUGAGAUGCCCCCUGCUACAACGCCAACGGUACUUCACCCUAAACCCGCACAUUUCCUGUAAAUCCCAUCGGUAUCAUUUACCAAUCUGCAAGGCUGAUGGGAGAGGGUGGUUCCUGCUGUUGUCUGCAAGAUUUCACUGAAUAACUAACCCUGGAUACUUUUGCCCUGUUGGCCAAUACCACCCUGUGCACCAUCAGUCUCAAUUGGUGCGUUGGGACCUAUUCUCAAGGGAGAUGAUCUGUGAAGGAAAUGCUGCUCCUAUUAGUUUCAAUUUGAGUUUUCCGGGGCUCCAAUGUUUACGGUCUAAUGCGGACUCUGAGCCAGAAUCCUACCAAGAACCAUUCCUAACCUCACGUGUACCCCAGCCACAUGGGAGACACGCCUGGACAAUACGUUAGCCUGAACUGUGAAGGUUUGGAACCCAAGGGGGUGGUGCUGACAGUAUAACGGCUGGUCCUUUCUACUCUGUCAACAUCACAACCUCUCUGGGUUCCCAACGAGCAGCCAGAUUGCUCUUAAAGCCACAGAGUGUAAUUUAAUUCUCUGUUUUAAAGAGAUCUCUACCUGCUAAUGUCCUUAUAAAGGAAAGUACUUUAUAUAUUUUAUUAUCUGUUCGGUAAAUAUUUUAAGUUUCACUACUAAGUAUUACUGAGAUUAUUUAUUACUCUGGAAAAUAAAACUUGUUGAAAAUUCUCA
Messenger RNA from Hypanus sabinus (Atlantic stingray), 2027 nucleotides. Its product is annotated as dual specificity protein phosphatase 1-A-like. Gene Ontology annotation, biological process: negative regulation of MAPK cascade; protein dephosphorylation; endoderm formation. Bases 100 to 1029 code for a protein of 309 amino acids. The record is from RefSeq and is a predicted model, not a curated record. Gene Ontology annotation, cellular component: cytoplasm; nucleus. The transcript has 5 exons. Lineage: Eukaryota; Metazoa; Chordata; Chondrichthyes; Myliobatiformes; Dasyatidae. Gene Ontology annotation, molecular function: protein tyrosine/threonine phosphatase activity; MAP kinase tyrosine/serine/threonine phosphatase activity.